Messenger RNA from Medioppia subpectinata, 759 nucleotides. Lineage: Eukaryota; Metazoa; Arthropoda; Arachnida; Sarcoptiformes; Oppiidae. The record is from the annotation of a GenBank genome assembly.
CACUAUAUUUGAAUUUUGAUAUCAAUUUAAACGUUGAAAGCGAUUGUGUAUCCAAUGUGUAAUACAAAUGCUAUUUAAUGGCAUUGAAUAGAGACGAUGACAACCAAUAAUCAUAACAAUAUUGUUAAUAAUAACGGCAAUCAUAAUGUAAUUGAUUCCAAGUAUAGGGGAAUAGCCAUCCCUUUGGUCCCAAUUUCACGCUUUUUGAUCGAAAAGUUGAGAUUUCAUUCAAAGAAAACUUUUUUGUUAGAAAAUGAAACAAAAAAUACCUACACUUUCGACGAAGUGGCAGACGAUAGCCUACGUAUGGCUACAGUAUUGUCGGCCAAUGGACUGAAAGAUGGCCAACAUUUCGGUAUUUGCGGUCACAAUAGUUACGAAUUUAUUACUACAUUAAUCGGUGGCUUAAUCGCUGGCGGCGUUGCCGUACCCGUCAAUGCACACACACCUCUCGAUACAAUAUCGCAGUUAAUUAAACGAAAACAUAUAAACUAUAUGACAAUCACAACACGUAAUCAAAAGUCAUUGUCUAACCAAACGCUCAAAAGGUUUCAAAAAGGAUUAAAAACAAUCGUCUCAUUCGCUGAAGAAGUGAGCGACUCGUCCACUGAUACGGGCGUUGAAGUGGAGGACAACACAGAGAGGGAUGAGUACCAGUCGUACAGAAGUCACAUAACUAGUCACGAAUGUAAGAACGAGUCACACAUCGGUGUCAUUAAGUCAAUUGAUCCCAAGACGAAGAACUGUCUGCUCAUCGAU